CCGUUUCCGCAGCAUGCUCCAAGCCUACUGCGCCUCCGGUUGCGACGGGCUCAAGGUCAGCACCGUGCGAAAGCUGCAGGGCUCCUAUGCUGCCCUCUGGGAAGCGGCGCAGUACAUGGACAAGAAGCUCUGCGCUGCGCUAUUCUGCUGGUACGUGGACACUGUGCUCAACAUCGUGGUGAGCGUUCGCGCCGUGUAUCACACGCUGUCGCACUACAACGCGUACUCGGCGUCCGGGGCGUACGUGCACGCCGCGUACCUGGCCGUCGCCUUCCUGCUCGUCUCGCUCUCCGCCGCCAACCUGGUGGCGCAGAGGAGGCACCUGCUGCAGGACAUGUGCCGCCUGGUGUGCACAGUAGGCGGUGCCGAAGACGACGAGCUCUGCAACCAGGUGAUGCUGCUCCAGGAGGACGUCGCCAACGGGCAGCUGGCGUUCACCGGCUGGAACUGCUUCGACAUCGACCGUCCCUUUAUCCUCAGUGUCAUGGGAGCGGUAAUCACCUACUCCGUCGUACUGCAACAGCUCACUUAGACGAGCGCCUGCCGACCUAAAUAAAAAUCCUAAGAUCACUAGAUUUUAGCCUUUUAAGUGCAACAAGCCUCAUUAAAAUUAGUGCAUUGACUGUGGAGAAAAACGAUUUGUCCGAUUCAGUGUGUGAAGAGCUCCCAAGCUAAAGCUUCCUCUUAAUAUAGGAAAAAUAAAACGCUCGACAACGGGCCAUCUCACGGGCGCCUGGGAUCAGAACAGUCACCGAAGUUUUAAGAAUAGCUAACGUCGUUGCAAAAGAGGGAGACAAUUUACCAACAGAAAACACCUCGGAGUUAAGAUCACGCGAUCACUGCUCACUAAGCAAGAAGGAAAAAGAAGUGUUCACUGAAAAAAAAAAUAUAUACGCCGAACGAGACAUUUUGCUGUAGCUCAACCUGGACACACUAGAAACUUAUCCUGAACAAAACCUCCCAAGUGUUUAAGAAGAACACACACACACACACGCACGCACGCACGCACGCACACGCACACCAAAACUUAUGACCCCAUGAUGACGUCAUCUGCACCACGGUGCGUGCACAAAAUUGAAGAGAAGUCUGGACAUAUAUUUUCCCUUCCCUAAUCGACAAAGUUGUAGCGCAUAGCAUCGCGUUAUUGUGUGACCUUCUAAAUUUUUUUUUCUUCUGUCACCUUUGAUAGCCUUUCCACAGCAUAUGGUAGCCAGCCGGUACUUUCACUGGCUAACCUCCCUAUCAUCCCUUCUUUCUCUCUCUCUUCUCUCGCCAAAUAAACAGUGAUAAACAUUUCGAAACAAUACUCUGCACCACCGAAAAAUAAAUUUUAGUGUUCCCCUUUAGUGACAUUUCAAGUGGUAAGAUACUAGACGCUACAAAGAUC
Messenger RNA from Dermacentor andersoni, 1387 nucleotides. RefSeq lists its product as uncharacterized. Lineage: Eukaryota; Metazoa; Arthropoda; Arachnida; Ixodida; Ixodidae. The record is from RefSeq and is a predicted model, not a curated record. Gene Ontology annotation, cellular component: membrane. Gene Ontology annotation, biological process: sensory perception of taste.